CCAAACUGUUCGUCGACAUUGUCCACGACGACACCACAAACUUCCGAGGAACGUUCUCAGACAAUCAGCCAAGAUGGUCAACGUUCCCAAGACUCGCCGCACCUACUGCAAGGGCAAGACCUGCAAAAAGCACACCCAACACAAGGUCACGCAAUACAAGGCCGGAAAGGCCUCCCUAUUCGCGCAAGGAAAGCGUCGAUACGACCGCAAGCAAUCCGGUUAUGGUGGUCAAACGAAGCCCGUUUUCCACAAGAAGGCAAAGACAACCAAGAAGGUCGUGUUGAGAUUGGAAUGCACAGCUUGCAAGACAAAGGCACAAUUAGCGUUGAAGCGAUGCAAACACUUCGAGUUGGGUGGUGACAAGAAGACAAAGGGUGCUGCUCUGGUCUUCUAAACGGGGGGUCAUACGGUCUUAAGGUGCUGUGGCGAGAGCUUUUCAAUCACAAACUUCGCGAGGGUGGCAUGGCUAUCAUGACGGAUGUCUCGCAUACAGAAGGCGAUCAUGUCGCAGAUGCCAGUGCCAUUGCUUCUGCAGCGACUGUCAGUCACAUGGACCAGGUCCGCCUGAUCUGCUGAUAUCCAAGGAAUGCUUGAAUGAUUGAUUGAUGGGAACGCCAGACUACGCCCAAUAUUCUUCGAGAAACUCUGCACUCUCCCUCCUUUAUCCUGCCGGGCUUUGCGAACUAUUGCACUUGCACUAUGAAUCAAUAAAUCGACCGCUCCGUUCCAACUAUACC
Molecule: messenger RNA, 737 nt
Organism: Exophiala xenobiotica
Lineage: Eukaryota; Fungi; Ascomycota; Eurotiomycetes; Chaetothyriales; Herpotrichiellaceae
Product: 60S ribosomal protein L44
Exons: 4
Coding region: 74-394 (106 amino acids)
Biological process (GO): translation
Cellular component (GO): ribosome; cytosolic large ribosomal subunit
Molecular function (GO): structural constituent of ribosome
Source: RefSeq, a predicted model, not a curated record